AUGCCUCAUGAUUUAAAGGAACUGGGUGUAAGGAAAGCUAUUAUGGCUCCCUUGUCGCCUACUCCUUGUGCAGAGAUCAGUGAUGAUGAGCUGGUAUCAAUAUCAGUGAGAGAUCUCAACAGGCAACUCAAGAUGAGAGGACUGACGAGAGACCAGAUUGUUAGAAUGAAGCAACGACGGCGGACCCUCAAGAACCGCGGCUAUGCAGCCUCGUGUCGGAUCAAACGAAUAGAACAGAAGGAUGAACUGGAGACUGAAAAGAGUCAGGAGUGGCAUGAUAUGGAGGCUAUGCAAGAAGAGAAUAAUAGGAUCCGAGAGGAAAUAGAAGCAUUGAGAAGUAAAUAUGAUGCCUUGAAGAGGUUUGCAACCAUGAAGAGUAUCCCCCUACCAGCGGAAUUGGAGAUUUUGCCA
Molecule: messenger RNA, 411 nt
Organism: Iphiclides podalirius (scarce swallowtail)
Lineage: Eukaryota; Metazoa; Arthropoda; Insecta; Lepidoptera; Papilionidae
Source: the annotation of a GenBank genome assembly